Molecule: messenger RNA, 741 nt
Organism: Agrilus planipennis (emerald ash borer)
Lineage: Eukaryota; Metazoa; Arthropoda; Insecta; Coleoptera; Buprestidae
Gene: Naa20A
Product: N-alpha-acetyltransferase 20
Exons: 5
Coding region: 92-613 (173 amino acids)
Biological process (GO): N-terminal peptidyl-methionine acetylation
Cellular component (GO): NatB complex
Molecular function (GO): protein-N-terminal amino-acid acetyltransferase activity
Source: RefSeq, a predicted model, not a curated record
GUUAUGUAUUUUUAACCUAAAAGUUAUUUUGAUAAACAACUUCACAAAACGCCUGAAAAUAUUUAUAUUUUCCUGCAAUUGCAAUAAAAAAAUGACUACACUACGCCCUUUUACAUGUAACGAUUUAUAUAAAUUUAACAACGUCAAUUUAGAUCCUUUAACCGAAACUUACGGUUUAUCAUUUUAUAUGCAAUAUCUUGCACAUUGGCCAGAGUAUUUUACAGUAGCAGAAUCUCCCAGUGGUGAAAUAAUGGGCUACAUUAUGGGUAAGGCUGAGGGUCAUGGUGAAAACUGGCAUGGUCAUGUUACAGCUCUAACAGUUUCUUUAGAAUAUCGACGUCUUGGUUUAGCAGCAACCCUUAUGAAUUGUUUGGAGGAUGUUUCAGAAAAGAAAAGGGCGUAUUUUGUAGAUUUAUUUGUAAGGGUGAGCAACAAAGUGGCUAUUAAUAUGUAUACAAAUUUGGGUUAUAUUGUUUAUAGAACAGUUUUAGAGUAUUAUUCAGGGGAUCCAGAUGAAAAUGCUUAUGAUAUGAGAAAAGCACUUUCUAGGGAUGUAAAACAAAAGUCGGUUAUACCAUUAUCACAUCCUGUAAGACCAGAGGAUGUUGAAUAAUAAGAUUAUUGAGCAAUAAACCAUUUAAGUGAAAUUAUGUCUACAAUUUAAACAUGUUACUUGAUAAUAUAAUUUAAUUUCAAUAAUAUUUUUACUUUUUAGAGUUCUGUGAUUCAUAAUUUAUUAAA